AUGUCUUACGAAAUGUUACCAUAUUCCAACCGAGGAAGUGGACGCGAUUAUCGUAACGGCUCUCGACAUGCCGAACCUCCGUACGAAAAUUCUAGCUCAAAGAAACGCUACCGAGAUGCUCCAUUCCAGUCCCGAAUGUCCUUCGAAAAUGAUGAGUUUACUUCUCCUAGCAAAGAACUUCGACGAAAUAGACAUGAUGUCGGAAAGUACCGUCCUGAUUCACGCUACAAUCGUGAUACAAAUGUCAGUCCAAUUCCAAAGAAGCGUAAUAGAAUGGAUCCUCGUGGCGAUGCACCUCCUCCCAAGCCAUCUCGUGUGCUUGGUGCUUUUGGACUGUCUAUGCGUACUGAAGAAAGACAUUUAUACGACAUAAUGAAAAAGUAUGGUGAUAUUGAAGAGAUCAAAGUCGUUCAGGAUAAUUUAUCUGGACGCUCUCGAGGCUUUGCAUUUAUAUAUUUUCGAUCCAUAGAAAGCGCGCGUGCAGCACGGCUGCGGCCACAUAAUCCUACUCCCGGAGUUUAUAUGGGCAAGGAGAAACGAACCAGUCAUAGUGAAUCUGGACGCCGGUCGAAUUUUGAAGAGCAUCAAAGACCUUUGUAUGAAAAUAGAGAUUCCGGACCACGUUCUUCUCAAAGAAUGACUCGACAUCCAACAACUGAACGACCCAAUCGUUUCCGUCAAUCGCCAACAGAAGAGACUAGUCGACCACGCAACUCCAUAGCAUACAGUUCAAGUGAUCAAAACCGGACCCCGAGGACAAACAACAGUGUGACACAAAGUCGAUCGCGUCCAUCUCGUCCCAAUGUGAUGCGUAAUACCUUUGAUAUGCGACGCCAACCGAGAAGUGAAUUUGCAUCAAUGAGUUACAGUUCCGGCACCAACUGA
Heterobilharzia americana is the source of this 885-nucleotide messenger RNA. NCBI's taxonomy places the organism in Eukaryota, Metazoa, Platyhelminthes, Trematoda, Strigeidida, Schistosomatidae. The record is from the annotation of a GenBank genome assembly.